CAGCCCAGCCGCUCCGCGAGGACCCCUCGCGGCCAAGAUGGCGGCGCCCACGGGGCAGGCGCGUCGCUUGCUCGGGCUGGCGGCGACCCUGGGCUCGGGCUCCCGUGGCUACCGGGCACCGCCGCCCCCGCGUCGCUCAUCAAGACCGUGGUGGCCGGACCCAGACGACCCGCUGACUCCGCAAUGGCAGCUGGGGCCCCGCUAUGCCGCCAAGCAGUUCGCGCGCCACGGCGCCGCCUCCGGGGUGGAUCCCGGCUCGCUGUGGCCGGCGCCCGCGCAGCUGAGCGAGCUGGAGGCGGAGGAGCGCGAAUGGUACCCAAGCCUGGCGGCCAUGCAGGACUCGCUGCGAGUCCAGCGGCUGGAGGAAGAGCGGAAGCGUCAGGCCAGGGAGGCGCUCAUCGCCGAGCGCAUGGCCAAGAUGCCACAAAUGAUUGAGAACUGGCGGCGGCAGCAGCAGGAGCGCAGGGAGAAGGCAGAGGCCGACAAGGAGCGGAGGGUGCGGCUGCAGGCAGAGGCCCAGGAGCGCCUGGGCUACCAUGUAGACCCCCGCAGCACCCGCUUCCAGGAGCUGCUGCAGGACAUGGAGAAGGAACAGCGCAAGCGCCUCAAGGAGGAGAAACAAAGGCAGAAGAAAGAGGCGAGGAUGGCCGCGCUGGGCAUGGGCACUGCCUCUGAGCCAGCAGCCUCCGGGACCUCCAGCUCCUGACCUGUCCCUCCCGCCCAAUAAAACCUGUCCACUGAG
Molecule: messenger RNA, 742 nt
Organism: Sorex fumeus (smoky shrew)
Lineage: Eukaryota; Metazoa; Chordata; Mammalia; Eulipotyphla; Soricidae
Gene: GADD45GIP1
Product: GADD45G interacting protein 1
Exons: 2
Coding region: 38-706 (222 amino acids)
Cellular component (GO): nucleus
Source: RefSeq, a predicted model, not a curated record